Monascus purpureus is the source of this 1056-nucleotide messenger RNA. Lineage: Eukaryota; Fungi; Ascomycota; Eurotiomycetes; Eurotiales; Aspergillaceae. The record is from the annotation of a GenBank genome assembly.
AUGUCUCUCCAGCGUGUUGUAAAUCUUUUCAAUGCGACCCUAUUCAACCCCUUGCUGUCAGGCUUAGCCGCCGGCGCCUUGGCCUGGCGGUCUCUACAGCCGGACGGGAAGAUUGACAAAGAUGCGCUUCUAGCAAUACUGAAAACAGACAAAGGGAUCAAAGUAUGUCUGGGUUUAUUCCUUGCCGGGCUUGUGAUCCGGCUGAACGGUACAGUCUCACGGAGGGCGCUGAACCCCAGUGGAAAAGUCCGUUGGACCCCUAAGGGUGAAGUCGCAUUAGUAACUGGCGGAGCCGGGGGUAUUGGGGCGGAGAUUGUCAAGCUCAUGUCUGCCAAGGGAGUCCCAGUGGUAGUUGUAGAUGUCGUCCCUCUUCAGUUCACUCCUUCAAACGAUGGGGCCCCGGUCUCAUACUACAAGUGCGACAUUACCGACUACGAUGCCUUUCAGAAGGUGGCCAACAAGAUCCGAGAGGAGGUCGGAUCACCUACCGUCGUGUUUGCCAAUGCUGGAUUUUCGAGAACGAAGCCGGUGCUCGAAUUAUCCACGCGCGAACUUGCAUUGAUGAAUGGGGUGAAUAUCAACGGCGUGCUAUGGGCAAUAAAGCUCUUCGUUCCGGACAUGGUGAGGAAAAACCACGGCCAUAUCGUGAUCACCGCAUCUUCAGCUGCGUACGUGAGCAACCCCCGAAUGGUACCAUACUGCGGUACCAAAUCCGCCGUCCUGGCGAUCUGGGAAGGGUUGCACGCCGAACUCAUCCAGCUCUACAAGGCACCCCACGUGAAGGCCUCCGUCGUCUGCCCCAUGUUCGUGACUACGAAGAUGUUCGACGGGAUGGCCAGUCCGGGCUUCGUGGCACCGCCCUUGAAGCCCAUUGAUGUUGCUCUUCCUCAGGUGCAGGCUGUGGUGGACGGGGAGGCCCGGCAUAUCAUGGUCCCCCGGGCAUUUGGACUGUUUUUGGGCUUUGUCAGGGCAUGGCCGUCGUGGGUUGGCGUUCUUUUGGCUAGAGCUGCGGGUGAGAUGACAGUUAAGGUUACAGGACAUGAUCCGUUGGCGUAG